Molecule: messenger RNA, 903 nt
Organism: Vittaforma corneae ATCC 50505
Lineage: Eukaryota; Fungi; Microsporidia; Nosematidae
Exons: 1
Coding region: 1-903 (300 amino acids)
Biological process (GO): DNA repair; DNA-templated DNA replication
Cellular component (GO): DNA replication factor C complex; nucleus
Molecular function (GO): DNA binding; DNA clamp loader activity; ATP hydrolysis activity
Source: RefSeq, a predicted model, not a curated record
AUGUCCUUACCAUUCACUGAGAAAUACCGGCCGAAAACACUCGAUGAAAUCCGUGGAAAUGACGAGGUUAUUGAAUGUCUCAAAUCUUUUAACACUGAGGACCUCCCAAAUAUGCUGUUUUAUGGACCACCAGGAACUGGAAAGACCACGGCAAUCAAGGCAUUGACCAGAGAACUUGCUCAUCAGAACAUUCUAGAACUGAAUGCUAGCGACCAUAGGGGAAUUGAUACAGUUAGGACCCAGAUAAAAGAAUUUGCAGGUAUUAAGCUACUAGGCCCUAAGAUUAUUGUUCUUGAUGAGGCUGACAGUAUGAGCAGAGAUGCCCAAGCAGCAAUCAGAAGGAUAAUUGAAACUAGUAAAAAUACGAGAUUUUGUUUUAUAUGUAACUAUUACAAAAAGAUUAUUGAGCCCAUAGUGAGCAGAUGCACAAAAUUCAGGUUUUCGCCAGUGAAUGGAAGCUCAAGAAUAAAGGAGGUUUGUCUGAAAGAGGACAUCCCCUUCGAUGACGAGGGAAUAGAAAUACUAAAUCAGUUUAGUGAUGGUGACAUGAGGAAGGUGAUGAACGACAUUCAGGGUAUUAAGGGAUCAUAUGGAGCUUUGAGCAUAGAAAACGUGCUUGAGUUUUUUGGAAUGAAAAGCGACGAAGUAUUCGUUGAUAUUUUUGAUUCUUUAACAAAAGAUGAUUUUAAAAGAUGUAAAGAAAAGAUAGAAAAGCAUGAUGUUGACAGUACGAAUUUAGUUACUAAAAUAUCAAAGCUGCUGGUAAAUUCAAGUUUGAACAAAAAAAUGGAAAUAUUAAAGCUACUUGGCGAAGUUGAACAAAGGCUUACUGUUGGAUGUAGUGAAAAAAUACAGACAAAUGCGAUUAUUGCAGCAUUUAUACUCAACAGACAGGGCUUAUAA